Molecule: messenger RNA, 460 nt
Organism: Staurois parvus
Lineage: Eukaryota; Metazoa; Chordata; Amphibia; Anura; Ranidae
Source: the annotation of a GenBank genome assembly
CCCCUCCAAAUCAUUGUAUUCAAGCAUUCCAAUCACUUCCAUGGACCACAGGUGUAUAUAAUCAAGCACCUAGGCAUGCAGACUACUUCUACAAACAUUUGUGAAAGAAUUGGUUUACUCUCGGGGAGCUCAGUGAAUUCAAGUUUUGGUUGCCACCUGUGCAAUAAGUCCAUCUAUGAUAUUCCCUUGCUACUAAAUAUUACACUAUCAACUAUUAGUGGUAUUAUAACAAAGAGGAAGCGACUGGGAACAACAGCAAUUCAACUGUUAAUGGUAUUACACCAAAGUGGAAGCCAUUGAGAACAACAGCAACUUCUGCACAGUGCUCAGAAGUCUCCAACUGUCUACAGAGUCAGUAUCUAAGGACCUCCAAAUUUCAUGUGACCAUCAAAUUAGCACAACAACAGUGCAUAAAAAGCUUCAUGGAAUGGGUUUCUAUGGCCGGGCAGCUGCAAACAAG